Molecule: messenger RNA, 501 nt
Organism: Morchella sextelata
Lineage: Eukaryota; Fungi; Ascomycota; Pezizomycetes; Pezizales; Morchellaceae
Exons: 6
Coding region: 1-501 (166 amino acids)
Source: RefSeq, a predicted model, not a curated record
AUGUAUCAGACUAAAUUUGGCUCAAAGUCGCGAAGCGAAGCCACGGAGUCUGGUUCGAUCAACUGGCAUAAGCACUCGGUUUGUGAUGUCCGGGAAGGAAGGAAGGAAAGAAGGGUGAACCAUGGGAAAAUUGUGCUUUUCAGUAAGUGUGUGCACCUUUUCUUCUCGCCAAACGAAUGGGAGCUUUCCCGGAAUGCCCCCUGCUGGCAAUUUGCCGAGGGAGCCUUCCGGAAAGUGUUGCCUUACUUGGUCUUCAGCCACCUGUUUGACACGGACCAGUGCAUGACACAUCUGCGGUCGGCUUUAUUUGCUACUGGACAGACAACCGAUGACUGCUUCUACUUUACAGCACUCAUCCUGUCUGCCUACAAAAUAUCUUUUAAUUCGUGGGCAAGAACAUCUCCGGUCUUACGAAAAUGCUGGCCAGUAGAAUUAGUUCUGAAACAUUCCCAAUAUCGACUCAACUUGUGUCCUUCUCGAACGUUCGGGAGAAAGUAUUAA